UUCAUUUAGUUUUUUUGUUAAAAUUAUUAAAUAAAAUCUCAUCAAAAUGAUCCAGCAACAACGUCAAAGAAUCGAACAGGCCGUCACUGAGAUGAUCAACGACAUGGACCGGACACAUUUGCGUAAAAUGCAGACUGAUAUGCAUUUGUGUGCCGCCAAAUGUUGUCAGGAUACCAGUGCCAGUGUAGAUAAUGUACAAAAUUGCGUCGAAAGAUGUUCGGCACCAUUGACCAGGGCCCAAAACUAUGUCCAGCAUGAAUUGGGUGAAUUCCAGGGAAGACUACAAAGAUGUGUUAUGCAAUGUAACGAUGAUGUCAAAGUAAAAAUGCCACCAAAUCCAAGUGAGGAGGAAAUUAGCAAAUAUACCAAUCAAUUUGAACGUUGUGCUGUGUCGUGUGUGGAUAAACAUGUUGGCCUCAUACCCACAAUGAUGAAAACAAUGAAAUCGGUAUUGGCAAAGGGGCCCGAAGGAAUACCACAAGUUUAA
Molecule: messenger RNA, 487 nt
Organism: Musca vetustissima
Lineage: Eukaryota; Metazoa; Arthropoda; Insecta; Diptera; Muscidae
Product: protein FAM136A-like
Exons: 3
Coding region: 47-487 (146 amino acids)
Cellular component (GO): cytoplasm
Source: RefSeq, a predicted model, not a curated record